AUGAGAGCAGACAUGACCCCUCCAACCGCCAAACAACAUCAUGGCCGCCCUGAAAUCCUCCCCACACGCCAAAGCUACAUCACCCUCGACGAAUUCACCCUCGAAAGCGGGACCACCCUUAUCAAUCCCACCAUAUCCUUCACCUUCAUCGGACUCCUCAAUGCCACUCGCGACAAUGUCAUCCUCGUCUGCCACGCACUCUCCGGCAGCGCCGACUUUGCUGAUUGGUGGGCGUCGCUGCUGAAUCCUCCGAAAGGAAAACCGGCGUUGGAUCCUACAAAGUGGUGCAUUAUCUGCUGCAAUACACUUGGCAGUCCGUACGGGUCCGCCAGUCCGUUGACGUAUUACCGUGACAAUGCUACCGGGGAGAGACGACGGUACGGCGCGGACUUCCCGGCUACGACCAUCCGGGAUGAUGUCCGAAUCCACAAACAAAUCCUCGACAUUCUCGGCGUGCGCGCCAUUCACUGCGUCAUCGGCAGUAGCAUGGGCGGCAUGACCGCCCUCGAGUGGCCCCUCCUCUUUGGAGCCGAGUACGUCCGAUCCCUCGUCCUCAUCGCUACCGCAGCCCGGCAGAGCGCCUGGGGUGCCGCAUGGGCCGAAGCGCAGCGCUGUUCCAUCCGAUGCGACCCCAAGUUCCGCGGGGGGGAUUACGAACUGGACGAUCCCCCGACCGCAGGACUGGCCGCUGCGCGGAUGGCGGCGUUGCUUACGUAUCGCACGCAUCAGUCGUUUGAGGAGCGGUUUGGGGGGCGGAGAGAGGGAUUGGAUCGCAAGAAUGGUUGUGUCAUGGGGAAUGGUGUAUCUGUGCUGGGCGGCGCGGCUCAGACGGCGUGUCUGGCGCGGAGCUAUCUGCAGUAUCAGGGGAGCAAGUUUAAUGCGCGGUUUGAUACGAACUGCUACUUGCAUAUUCUCGACAAGAUCGACUCGCAUGACAUCGCCCGCGGGAGGUGUCCGUUGACUGACAGCGCGGCUGUUGAUGACGGGGAGGCAAUCAAGAUGGUACUAAGCCGGAUCCUGCAACCAACACUGGUGGUGGGUAUUCCUACUGAUGGGCUGUACCCUGUGUGUGAGCAGUAUGCGUUGUACGAGGGUAUCCCAAACGCGGCGUUCGCUCAGUUGCGGAGCGAGGAUGGGCAUGAUGGGUUUUUGUUAGAGGCCGAGCAGAUGAAUCAGUUGUUGUUGUUAUUCCUGGGCGCGCAAUAA
Molecule: messenger RNA, 1206 nt
Organism: Dichotomopilus funicola
Lineage: Eukaryota; Fungi; Ascomycota; Sordariomycetes; Sordariales; Chaetomiaceae
Product: homoserine o-acetyltransferase
Exons: 3
Coding region: 1-1206 (401 amino acids)
Biological process (GO): L-homoserine metabolic process
Molecular function (GO): homoserine O-acetyltransferase activity
Source: RefSeq, a predicted model, not a curated record